Aplysia californica (California sea hare) is the source of this 974-nucleotide messenger RNA. RefSeq lists its product as uncharacterized. The record is from RefSeq and is a predicted model, not a curated record. The transcript has 7 exons. Lineage: Eukaryota; Metazoa; Mollusca; Gastropoda; Aplysiida; Aplysiidae. The coding region runs from base 124 to 939 and encodes 271 amino acids.
AAUACACCACUACUGUCGUCAGAUGAAGAGUGCAAGGGACUUAGAACAGAACUGACGAAGGAAGGAUUUGAGUACACGUUGCCAAGCGACGUUUUCCAAAGGCACAGCAGCUGUGAGUUUACUAUGGCCAGCAACCUUUCCCUGGGAGAACGAGUACGCUUCAGAGUCCUCCAUUCUGAAAGUGACGUGACGCUGCGAUCAGUUGAAUAUGAUGAGGCAGGUCACAGCAAAAUUCACCCACUGCUCGACAAUGGAGAUUGGCGUCCCUACAAGUGGGUCUACUCCAGAUACCCCCUGGCUCUAACCCUGAAAAGAAGUGCUUACACAAGAAAUGGCGCGUCUUCCUUCAGCUUUGAAGUGAUCGAUACACCUGGAUGUGACGGCUCCGAGAUGACAGUGGAGGUCGGCACAGACAGCCUGGACUUUAACUCUGCGGACUACCCUCAGCAGUACCAAGGCGAUGUUCAGUGCAAGUGGAGACUUCAAGCGCCGAAAGGCAAAUCAAUCCAGGUUGAGCUUGUAGAUCUUUCGCUGGGUCCAGGUGGAUGGACAUACCCUUGUGAGAGCUAUAUCUCGUACCGAGAAGAGAGGAUUUCUGCUAAGAAUAGACCUAUGUAUUCUAUGGCCAUCCAGUUGUGCAGCAACUCUGAGGGCCAGACAUUUGCAAUAGACGCUGACCGAGUUAUUCUGACGCUCCAUGGGCUCGGCGCAAGCUUUCGGCUCCGUCUGCAAGCCGUUGAUCGAUCAGGGAAAGGAAGUCGAAGUGGAGAAGAUUCUGGCUUCAAGUACUACGGCACUGUCGGGGGAGUGUGUGCGGCCGUGGUUGCCAUGAUGGCUACUGCCAUUGGUGUCUACUUUGUCAGACAGUACAGAAUGAGGCAACAGAAGCAGAGUCAGGUCAACGCUGAAACCAUCGUUCCUCUUGGUGCUAAAAGCUAGUAAGUAUGAUAUGAAUGUAUGUAUAGCUUUCAGGA